UGUGAAAAGUUUGUGAAAGUGGCCUGACGUCACACUCCCACAAUGCUCGCGCGCCCCAUAACUCUGCUGCUGCAGCCUGAGGAGCGCGAGACACUCAGGCCCCGAAAAAAGAAAAAUUAGAGAAAAAAAUUGGAAAAAAAUAAUAAACCAACAGAUCAAGAGGUGAAAGACCGGGGACGGUGGUGUGGGGCUCCCACGAGUGAAGAUAAUGAUGAGCACUAUCAUCAUCUACUCCGCCUCAGUCAUGGCAGGUGGGACUGGAUGAGAGUGUGAAGACAAUUUCGGAGCCUGCAUCCCCUUAAACGUUGCUGCGAUAUCGAACCAGAGCCUGGAAGGCAGGGCAGCCACGGCCGAGUUUCAAUGGCAACGGCACCCUAGGGCUGCCAUGGCAGCAUCUGCCGCCGAUGCCCCACACCAUAUUGCCACACUGACGCUGGAGGACAAGGAACAACGAGGCGCCACCAAAGUGUUUGGAGGUCCCGCUGCAGGGAGGACAGAAAGAGAGGCAGAGAACGAGAAAGAGAGGGAGAGGGACGGGAGAGGCAGUGGGAAAGAGUGUUUGGUGUGCGGUGCCCUCUUCAGCUCACAGGACAAGCUCCGGCUCCACGCGUUCUGUCACACAGGAGAGAAACCUUUCCACUGUUCCCAGCCCCAUUGCCCGAAGGCUUUCAGCUCCAAAUAUAAGCUCUUUAGGCAUAUGGCCACACACUCCCCACAGAAAACUCAUCAGUGCUCAUUUUGCGAAAAGAUGUUUCACCGCAAAGAUCACCUGAAAAACCAUCUGCAGACUCACGACCCCAAUAAAGAGGCUUUUAAGUGUGAAGAGUGUGGCAAACACUAUAACACAAAGCUGGGCUACAAGCGCCACAUGGCCAUGCACUCAGCCACAGCUGGUGAUCUUACCUGUAAGGUGUGCUUGCAAAGCUACGAGAGCACGCCUGCACUCUUGGAGCACCUCAAGAGCCACUCAGGCAAGUCUUCAGGUGGUACCAAGGAGAAGAAACACCCCUGUGACCACUGUGAUCGUCGCUUUUACACCCGAAAGGAUGUUCGCCGACACAUGGUGGUACACACAGGACGCAAAGACUUCCUGUGCCAGUACUGUGCCCAACGUUUCGGGCGGAAGGACCAUCUGACACGGCAUGUCAAGAAGAGCCACUCGCAGGAGUUGCUGAAGAUCAAGACAGAGUCUCCAGAUAUGUUGGGUAUACUUGGGUCUGGUUCUCCACCUUGUGCUGUGAAAGAAGAGAUAAGUCCUAUGAUGUGCAGCAUGGGACCCACCAAGGACUCAAUGAUGGCAAAGCCUUUCCAUGGUGCCACCCCUUUUCCCAUGGGCAUGUAUAACCCUCAUCAUCUCCAGGCCAUGUCCAAUCCGGGUGUGGGCCACCAUCACUCACUGGUUCCAGGGUCUUUAUCCACUUCCAUGGGAAUAGGUUGCCACAUGGAGCCGCCAUCAUCACUGCACCACCAUCACCCACAUCAUCAUCACCUUCACCACCCUCAUCAUCAUCAUCACUCCCCACCUCCACAUCAGCAACAGUCUACCCUACAAAAUCAGCAACAGCAGCACCCUCAGCCACCGCCCAAGUACCAGCUCGGAUCUACCUCAUACCUGCUGGAGAAGCCCCUGAAGUUGGAGAUGGAGAGUUUCCUGAUGGAUCUACAGAGUGGACUCCAGGUACCUCCAUCAACCGACCCCCACUCAGCAGCGUCGCCCAAUAAGGAGGGUAUGGAACCUUCGGCAGGAUUGUCGGAUGAACUUUGCGGGGACGCACUCUUGUCCAAGAGCCCUGCUGUCAUUGAGUCUUUGUGUGCUGCUAACAUGGAUUUUUCUCAUCUUCUGGGCUUUCUUCCGCUCAAUCUGCCACCCUACAGUGCCCCCAUGAGUUCAGGAGGACUGGUAAUGGGUUACUCCACCAUUUCUUCUUCCUCAUCAUCGUCAGCAUCUUCGCAUGCUGCCGAACCACAUGCUGCCACAGCUGCAGUGCCUCUUACCUCUUUGCAACCUCAACCUCAGGAGCAACCAGGCUCCAGUGGGGGUCUCAGUCUUGGGUCUCUGCACCCACUCCCACCAGUGUUCAGCUCUAGCCUCAGUACGACCACUCUGCCUCGCUUUCACCAGGCCUUUCAAUGAGGUCCCCACCCCAACCCUGGCCUGCCACAGUGCCUCGGGGCAGAGGAGCUUUAGUGCUCCCCCUAGGGGUGGGGAGGUAGAACACUUGAACACGUAGAAUCCUUAACAAAAGCGCACAACAGCUUUUAAAUGAGCCUGGAGGAAAACAAGCAUAUGAAAUAUUAUGGAGCUUUUAUUUAGGCUGAAUUUUAGCUAUGAUUUUUUUAAUACCCUUUUGAACCUCUCCCACCAUCCCCUCUCCUAAAAUUGUGUAGUUAGACAGCAGCAUCAGUAGGCCAUAAGGCAUGGUACUGCAUACUUUAUAAAGUAAUAAUAUUAGUAGAAAAAGAUUAAUGUAGAGAAGUUAAUCUGUCUUUGAGACUCUGAAAGACUAGUUUGAAGUGAUAUAUGAAUUUAGUUUUCUUUUCCAAAUGUGAGGCCUGACUUAGCUCUGUUGUCUCUAUUCUGUUAAGCUUAAAGUCAGGUAAUAGUUGGUUGCCCUUAAACUAAAACCGUCUUCAUGGCCAGGAGUGGAAGAAUUAGUGAAGGAAUGAAGGAGUGAAAUGGGUUUAUAUCUGAUUCAAGACUCAAUCAAAUCCCUAUUAUUAAAAAUUCAUAUCAGUAUUUCAAAAGCAGUUUAAGAACAACGCCUGUACCUGAUUAGAUGAAAAUAUAAUCUAAAAUGCGUUCCUCCAGAACUUUUGGUUACAAAUACAAAUUUACAUUUGUUGGAAUGGUGAAAUAACUCGUUUUUAUGUCAGAGAAGCAGAGGGACUGAAAGUAGAAAGGCAAAGAGGGUUAAAACAACUGCACACUUUGUUCAUUUGGUACAAUGUGAACACUGACAGAACUAAAAAAGCAAAAGAAAUUUACAUUAAAAUCUUACAGGUUUACAAUUUAUUUCAAAAGAAGCACUUUGUUUACAGCAGAAGGCACUUGACCUCUUUGGGUUGCCAAGGUGACCCACUGAAACCCCCUCCUCCCUUUCCCCACUCUACCUUCACACUUCCUGAAAAGAGACUACCAUUAGACACACACACACACACACAGUUCAAACAUCCUCCAAGUACUUUUGAAUAAUCCACAGCAAUCCGAGUCUCUAAAUGGUUUUCCUCCUUCCAGCACUAAUUUUAAAUCUCCUACAACUAUAUCUCACUUCCACAUUCUUCCCGCCAGAUCAUGAUAUAAAAUAUAUGUAUUUUAAGAAUAAAAAAAAGUAUUUUAGUCAGGUUUAUAUUUUAGAGAGACGUACAUUUGUAAUGAUAACCCUGGUAUAUGUGAAUGGAAAAAAAAGACAAAACAAAAACAAUUUUCUUUUGCAGUGUACAAAGUACCACAUCAAAAAUAUAUAUUAUAAUUGCUUCUCAAGUACAUUUUGUAAUUUAGAUAGUUGUAUAAAAAAAAAAAUUGCUGAUGGAUUUAAAAAUAAAUGUCUAGCAGGUUUACAGAAUUAUGUAUCUUGCAUCAUAUUGAACAAAAUGAAGUAUUAGCUUUUCCCUAUAGCUUUUCCUGUUCCUUGUUUUUCCGUGUGAGUCAAAGGAGAUGAAUAGGAUGGGAUUUGACCUGCAUAUUAUAGACUAAUAGUGGCAUAAUCCAGUAGAAUGGACUAGUCUUUAAUCUUUAGAGCAAGUACUAGAGGCCCAAAAUGUGAUCCAGGUUUCAGUUUGCGUGUUUUUUUUUUUUUUUUUUUCAGUAUUCGAUCAGACCUGAUUAAAGCUGUCUAUUUGUGUGUUUGGUUGUACAGAGCCUUUGGUUUAACCGCACUGAAAUGUCUGAAACCACAAUUCCAAUUGCUGUAGGGUCAGUUUGGAUUUACGAAAACAGGAGUUAAGAGGGGUUUUGUCAUAUAAUCUCUUAUAAAUUGCCAUCUCACAGUAAGUGGACUGCACAAGUUCUUACCAAAUAAUCAUUCAUUACCAAUGGCCAUGUGAGGAAGAAACAGAUGACCAGCAGUACCAGCAGUCAUUUUCUUUCUCUUCACAUAAUCCAUUUUGGGUAAAUCUAUUCUGUGUCCACAUCUGUGUAUAUAGUGAAUGUGAAUAUCUCCCAAGCAGGAAAGACCAUAGAAAGGUAAAAGUCCACAUCACAAAACUAAGACGAAACAAUAUUAUGCUGCUCUUUGUGCUGUGGUUGCCAGCAACCAUAGACCACUCUGGAAACAUUUGAAACUGCAAAUGAUCUUUUAGCAGAAAACAUGCACAGUAGUACACAUGUUUGUCCGUUUUCUCUGUUCUUCAGCUGCUUUGAUUCGAAUGAACAUUUUAUGAAAAGGGUCUGAAAAGAGACACAAAGAAGUCACCAGCCUGGUCUUUGACAUUCAAAGCAUGGGACAUUUGAUUGGGAUAUUGCCUAGUCGUUUUGUCAUUAUAUUAAUUCUGUUCGUUGAAACAGGACCUCAAAACAACACAACGCAUCACCUCAUUUAUUUGUUUUUGUUUGUUUGUUUUUUCAUACAAAAAAAAAAAAAAAAAACCUGGGGAGAAGAAACUUCUUUUUGCACAAUUGCUAACUAAAGAAUAAUUGAGUUAGUGUAGCUUAUACGGUAAGAGUGAUUCUUUUAGAAAUAAUUGUUUCAUUAGAAAGCAAUAAACAUCCUGCAUUAUCAGUGGGCUGAUAAUGAUUCACAGGCAUUCAUGGAUUCUUGGACAUUUUUCCAACAAAUAAUAAAAUAAUAAUAAGAAUUAAAAAAAAAAAAAAAAACAUAAGGACAUUUAAAAUGAAUGGAACUGGACAUUCUAAAUGUGUACGGACAAAAUUAUAAAAUUUAUUAAAAUAAAACAAAACAAUAGAAUUGAACAUAUUCUCGUAUUAGGCUUGAAGCUAUCAAAACUUUUUUUUUUUUUAUAUAUAGAUAUAAUUUAUAAUUUAUUUUUAUGAAAUAGGAGGAUAUAUGUUUAACAACAAAAUAAGGCUUUUGGCAAUUUUUGAGUUUGUCCUCCCUGGGUUUUCUGUGAGCUGAUCUGAAUUCUAGCACUUUUAAACCUUAAAAAAAAAAGAAGAAAAAAAAAGAGAGUAUUUUUCAGCCUUGUAUGUUUAUAUGUUUUUAAUUUUGUAUUUGAUCUUGUAUGUGCCAUUAGUUUGAUGUGUAGAGUGUAUUCUUCAUCUUUAUGUGAAUUGUUUUUUUUUCCUCCUCUCCCAAAAGAGUAACAGUAUUUUAGAUAGAUUUUCACUAAUAUUAACUGCAUUGGCCCUUUUCAAAUGUUGUCUUGUCAUACAUAUGAGGAAGUCAUUUAAUCUUAUUAUAAUAGAUGUUAGAGUAACAUGCUCAGAAUCAAUCUCAGAAUUUUGAAACUUGAUCAAAUCAUCAAUGCCACAAACAAAGCAAAAGCCUUUUCCAUCUCCAUCUAUAACUGUUUUGAGGUGUUUUCAGUCAGCAUUUAUAAAAGCAAGCUGGCAGGCUCAACUGGUGGGAAAUUAUUCCCAGCUCUCUGCCCCCCAAAAAAGCACUUUUGGUUCAAAUGAAGUUUUAUAUAAUAACUACCUGCGCCACAUCUGAUUUUAGUUUUUUUUUUGUUUUUUUUUUAACCAGCAAGACAGAUUAACCAAGUUAAAAUGAUCUUUUCCUCUCUUGUAUCAAUGCACUUGUCUUUUAUUCCCCAAAUACUAGUUGGUACCUAUAACAGAAAUGUUAAGGGAAAUUAUUAGGUAACCAAGCCAGAGUAAAUCAAAACAAUCGGACUUUUAAGAAAAGGAAAAAUGAUUCGAUAAAAUGCUCUUUCGGCUUUUAGUGAGAAAAUGGGUACGUCCGCAGAGGACAAAAUCCACUUGUAGUUUGAUAUAUUUUAGCUUAAUGUAAGUCUUGCAUUCCAAGCUUUUUAUGUAACUUGUUUAGCAAUAUAGUCCUUCUAUUUUUAGUACUUGCUUAUUACCAUGACUUCUGGAAAAAAGGUGAAAAUAAAUAAUGGAAUAUUCAUCCUUACACUAUUUUAUAUAACAUGGAGCUGAUGAUUGACAGGACGAAUUGUAAUAAAAAUGCAUAAUGGCAACAAACAGUCUGCUUUUUUGUUACACAGCUCACCUGCGAUCAGUUGCUGCAUUGUAAAGUUGACAGAUUUGUAUAUUGGUUGAUCCAAAGAGAUGACAUUUACAACAAUCCUAUUUACUUACUGUACAGUACAUUGUACUAUUUGACUUGUAAUGUGUUAUGUUAAAAAUGAUUAAAAGACAAACCCACGG
Carassius gibelio (silver crucian carp) is the source of this 6289-nucleotide messenger RNA. RefSeq names its product zinc finger protein PLAGL2-like. Gene Ontology annotation, molecular function: RNA polymerase II cis-regulatory region sequence-specific DNA binding; DNA-binding transcription factor activity. Gene Ontology annotation, biological process: regulation of transcription by RNA polymerase II. The record is from RefSeq and is a predicted model, not a curated record. Bases 386 to 2134 code for a protein of 582 amino acids. NCBI's taxonomy places the organism in Eukaryota, Metazoa, Chordata, Actinopteri, Cypriniformes, Cyprinidae. The transcript is spliced from 4 exons.